Molecule: messenger RNA, 1417 nt
Organism: Herpailurus yagouaroundi (jaguarundi)
Lineage: Eukaryota; Metazoa; Chordata; Mammalia; Carnivora; Felidae
Gene: MAGEH1
Product: MAGE family member H1
Exons: 1
Coding region: 251-910 (219 amino acids)
Biological process (GO): negative regulation of transcription by RNA polymerase II
Cellular component (GO): nucleus
Source: RefSeq, a predicted model, not a curated record
AAGGCGGAGUCAAUUUUGCCUAGCGUUCUGGCUCUUGCAGCGGGAGUGAAUGCAGGCGGCUGUUGCUUGCGCAUUUUUGUUUCCCUGGGAGUGAGCUUUGUCGCUGAGAACAUCUGGCUUGUUGCUACAAAGACUAUUGACAUUGGUGGUUUCAGCAGUGGCCGCUUAAGGUAGAGAUAGUUGCUUUCUGCAGAAGUUGCAGGCAUCAUUCCCUAGAAUUGCAAUAGGCUCGGCGCCCAUAGUGGGAGACAUGCCUCGGGGUCGGAAGAGUCGGCGCCGCCGUAACGCAAGAGCCGCGGAAGAGAACCGCAACAAUCGUAAGAUCCAGGCCUCAGAAGCUUCUGAGACCCCGAUGGCCUCUUCUCUGGCCCCAGGCACCCCGGAGGACGACCAGAGUGGCCCUGAGGAAGACCCUAGCACUCCGGAGGAGGCCUCCACUACACCUGAGGAAGCCUCCAGCACUGCUCAAGUACAAAAGCCUUCCGUAGCCCGGAGCAAUUUUCAAGGCACCAAGAAAAGUCUCCUGAUGUCCAUAUUAGCCCUCAUCUUCAUCAUGGGCAACAGCGCCAAGGAGGCCCUGGUCUGGAAAGUGCUUGGGAAGUUGGGGAUGCAGCCUGGCCGGCAGCACAGCAUCUUUGGAGAUCCAAAGAAGGUCGUCACAGAGGAGUUUGUGCGCAGAGGGUACCUGAUUUAUAAGCCAGUGCCACGUAGCAGUCCCGUGGAGUAUGAGUUCUUCUGGGGACCUAGAGCACAUGUGGAAUCGAGCAAGCUGAAAGUCAUGCAUUUUGUGGCAAGGGUGCGUAACCGAUGCUCCAAGGACUGGCCAUGUAAUUAUGAUUGGGAUUCUGAUGAUGAUGCAGAAGUUGAGGCUAUCCUUAAUUCAGGUGCUAGGGGUUACACUGCACCUUAGGGAAAUCUGGAGCAGACACUUGAGGGGGUUGGAAACAGCAUCAGAGGUACCCAAAGGAGUAGAUUACCUGGGCGCUGAGUUGAACAUGAUGGGAAAAGGGAGACAUUUGGUAUUUGUGAUCAGUGCUAAUUGUUAACUGCAAAAUAUUGUACAAUUGUAUACGUCUUAAUAUAGUGAUGAAGGUCAUAAUAUGAUUAAAAAGAUGAUUACAGAAAGGAUAUGUUUUUUCUUUUUGUCUGUCAUUGAGACUUAGUAUAACAGUUUUACUACCCUUAUAAAAUGAGUCCAUCAUAUUCUGUGAUCUGGUACAUAUUUUAUAUCAUUGAAAUAGGUAAUUCUGAAAAGUUUGAAAUAAACCGGUAUGUGAGAGAAGGAUGGGGAAAUUCUUUUAUGUUUGACCUUUCUGAAACCUUUGUGUCUACUGUUGUAUAAAGAAAACUGACAACUACCAUGAAUUUCCUUAGCUACUGCACAAUAUAGAAAAAAAUAAAACUAUAAUGACGAGGA